Penicillium atrosanguineum is the source of this 645-nucleotide messenger RNA. RefSeq lists its product as uncharacterized. The coding region runs from base 1 to 645 and encodes 214 amino acids. Gene Ontology annotation, biological process: spliceosomal complex assembly; protein phosphorylation; regulation of mRNA processing. Gene Ontology annotation, molecular function: protein kinase activity; ATP binding. Lineage: Eukaryota; Fungi; Ascomycota; Eurotiomycetes; Eurotiales; Aspergillaceae. The record is from RefSeq and is a predicted model, not a curated record. The transcript is spliced from 2 exons.
AUGAGCAUCGUCUGCGUUCUACCGAGACGUAUUUUUCCCUUGAGAAGUCCUUACAUUGCCCUCAAGUCCAUGUCUACCCAUGCCGACAAGAGUCUGAUGGACCGGCCCACUUAUAUUUGCCCGAUUGAUGCGGAGCCACUUCAUCGCUACCGACAAGGCGGUUACCACCCAGUCACCUUGGGAGAAUGCCUUAAAUCUGGAAGGUAUAAGGUGUUGCAUAAAUUAGGAUGGGGUGGCUACUCGACAGUUUGGGCCGCGAGAGAUCAAAGGACAGAGACUUACGUCGCUGUGAAAAUUUCUACUGCAGAAAAGCAUCAUGAUAGGGAAACACGAGAGCUCCAAACUCUGAAGGAACUGGCAUCUUAUCACCCGAGUCUGACGCAUGUGGUGCAGUUGCUCGAUGAUUUUGAGCUAACGGGUCCAAAUGGAUUUCAUAAAUGCCUCGUUUAUGAACUUCUGGGACCAAACAUUCCGGACGUAAUUGAUGCACACUUCUCCAGUGGGAGACUCCCCGGAAGGCUUGCCAAACUUCUUGCCAAGCAAAGUCUUGCCGGGCUUCAUGAUCUGCACCAACGAAAUAUUGGACAUGGAGGUACUACCAUCCACUCACUUGGGAAGAAAUCGGAAAAUUCUCACCUGAAAUAG